AGAUAGAUAGAUGUGUAAGGGGAGGUGGUGACUGAGCACCAGAUCUGGGAGUUGGGGACUAGCAGUGUGACCCUGAGGAUGUAAGGCAACUUCAGCUAAAAUCUUAAACCACAAACCAAGAAUUGCUGGCGCUGCAGCUACUUUUCUAAAUGUCCCUGUAUAAUGCUGCGCAUAAUGCUGCGGAUAAUACCAGCGGCUAUACACAAGAGGGACAUCAGCAGCAUCAAACGGAUACAUUAAUGACAACUGGGUGGAGAUCAACAAUCAUCUGCUGACUGCAAAGUGCUGGAUAGCAAAUUAAGAUUUGCCUCCGUGAUGCAUAUUUUCCCCUCCAGCUGGCAGCUCUGCAAAUAUUUUUACAUAACAUCAAGUCCCCAUUGAAUUAAAUAGGAGCAGUGCAUGUGUUUGUUAGGUGCCUCUAGUAGUGUAAGCAGUCUUGUGCUGGGAUUGUCCCGCAGAACUUACAGUCAGUGCUUGGUGGCACAGAGAGACUGACAUGUGACUGACACACAGCCUGGCCGAGCUAUGGAGAUAGUGGCAGCUGGAAUGAUGUGUAUAGGGGAGGAAGAAGCGGAGUGUCCCGUCUGACAGCUGUGCAUGCUAUGGCCCUCUGCUGUACCAUCAUUACCUAACAUGGCGAGCUCAGCAUGCUUUGGGCGACCAUGGCAUUCCCGGUUGCCCUGCCUGAGCCACUGUCCAGAAGCCUGUGUAAGAGAUGUGCGAUGAUGCUCUGCUCCCUGCUCAUGUCUCUGUAUGUGUUCUACUGCCUGGCUGACCGCUGCCAGAGCCUGCCGGGGCCCAUUGCCGGGGCCACUGAGGAGGAGGACGAGGCUGGCUACCUGAGCGCACACCUGGCCCUCUGGCGCUCCCUGAAGAGGCAGAAGCUAUUGCAGAGGAUGAGAGACCAUAAGAUAGGCGUGCGGCAGGGGGCGCCGUGGAGUCGCCUGUUCCUCGGCACUGGGGGGGUGCCAUACCCUGUACGAGAGCUGUCAGAGAGGGGCAGCAGUACUCUCACCCCGCUGGGAGAAGGAAGCAAGAAGCUGCCCCAGGCCAUCCUUAUCGGGGUGAAGAAAGGGGGCACCCGGGCUCUGCUGGAAUUCCUGCGGGUGCACCCGGACAUCAGGGCGGUGGGGGCUGAGCCCCACUUCUUCGAUAGGAACUAUGAGAGGGGCCUGGCCUGGUACAGGGAAUUGAUGCCGAGGACGCUAGAUGGCCAGAUCACCAUGGAAAAGACUCCCAGCUAUUUUGUGACCAAGGAAGCACCAGCCCGUAUCUCAGCCAUGUCAAAAGACACCAAGCUGAUUGUGGUGGUGAGGGACCCAGUAACUCGAAUAAUUUCAGAUUACACCCAGACAUUGUCCAAGCGGCCUGACAUCCCUACAUUUGAGAGUCUGACAUUUAAAAACAGGACUACUGGUCUUAUUGACAUUUCAUGGAGUGCCAUCCAGAUUGGCAUCUAUGCCAAGCACUUGGAGAACUGGCUCCAGUAUUUUCCCAUGAACAAGAUCCUUUUUGUGAGUGGAGAAAGACUGAUCACAAAUCCCGCUGGAGAACUGGAAAUCGUUCAAGACUUCCUGUGCCUUAAAAGGAUCAUUACUGACAAACACUUUUAUUUCAACAAGACUAAGGGGUUUCCAUGCUUGAAAAAGGCAGAGGGGAGCAGCAAGCCCCAUUGUUUGGGGAAAACCAAGGGCAGGACUCACCCCAACAUAGACCCGGAAGUUGUCCUGAGACUGCGGGAGUUCUACAGGCCAUUUAAUAUGAAGUUCUACCAAAUGACCGGGCAUGACUUUGGCUGGGACAGCUAAAAAGAUAUCUAAUAUAUUUAUAUUUUUUACACACAAUUGUAAAACUAAUCUAUAGGUUACAUCUUCCCAAAAUUCCUGGACACUGAGGCACUUUCUAAAAACGGUUCAUGAUUGCUUUGUUUAGUAUGCUUAUUUGUGGUUGUUUAUAAUUAAGGGGCCUUUGGUUUUAUUAGUAGAAAAUUUACUAUACUGUACUUGGUGAACUAAAUAUAUGUAUAUUGUUUUCAAAUUAAAAAAAUGAACUUUCUCUUCUAAGCGAGAAUUCCACAGAGAAGCCGAUUUUGAAUCCUAUCUGAUGCUGGAGGAGGGGACCUCUUCCCAGGGAAGAGGCUUGCGUAGAUAGAAACUCUAUUUUCAGUUGAAAACAUUUUUUUUUUGUACCUAUUUAAAUAGAAAAUACAUUAAUAUGAUAAGCAUAUUAUUCUGGAUGAUAUCCCAGAUGCUUUAUUUAAUUUCUGCUUUGCUGUCUCAGUCCAAACAAUCUUUAGAGUAAACCACUGGCAACCCAAAUGAUAGAAAUGAUCACGCAAAGAAGAAAGUGCCUUGAUAAUCCUUUGUUCGAGAAUAGAAUGAAUCUAGCUUUGGUACUCCUAAUUUUACGCAAUACUUUUAGAUGUAUUGCUCUUCCUGCUGCUUUUGUAGCUCCACAUUGACUAGUAUUUUGGAUGUGCUAUUUAUUGGAUCCCGAGCACGGAAAAAUCCUACAAACAUGUGAUCUGUAGCUAGUGUGCCUGGCAAAUCCAUACUUUAUUUUUUAUGUGUUACCCCCAUUAAGCUCCCUCUUUCUCUCUGUACCUCACUCCUGUUGUUUCUCUUAACCCCUUCAUCCCAUUUUGCUACUUACCACUGUGUCUCUCCCCCUUUUUACCUGUCUCUCUCUCUCCACCCAAUCUCUCUCCCUCUAUUCUAUCUUCCCCUAUUUCCCCCUUCUUUUCCCUGUCUCUUUCUCUGUCUUUACCUCUGUCUCCGUUCUCACCCUCUUUCAUCUCUCUCUUACUCUUCUCUCUUUCCCACUCUUUUUCUCUCUUUCCCUCAUUUCUCUCUGUCCCCAAGUUUUUAUUCUCCCUCCCUAACCCUCUUUAGACUCCUAGUUGCUACACCAGCUACCCCUUCUUAUAUGUCAGAAGCCCAGCUGUAGGGGUCCAGAAGAAAGGCAGACACAGCUGCUAACCCCUGUCUGUCUGCCCCUCUUUAGAAUUUAAGCCCUCGCGAGUAGGGCCCUCUUCCCUCAUGUGCUUAUCCUUUUCUCACUUUAAAAAUCCUCGACUGCCCCAAAUCCCUUGGUUUUCAGCCACACUGAUACUUAUUUCAGGGUCAUCUGCUGAUGUAGCUACUGUAUGUUUAGUUACCCUGUACUUGUCCUAUAUUGUCUUCAACAGUAAGUCACUGUUUUCCUGUUUUGAUUAUUUAGGUACUCUGUAAUUGGGCGCUGCUGAACCCUUGUGGCGCCAUAUAAAUAAAAGAUAAUAAUAACUGCAGAGGGUGGUUAUCAAUUCAACUUGAGAGAUGUGCAGAAGCCCAGGUUUAAGUGAGGCUGCAAUCAGUGGGACAUGGUUUUUCAAUAGCAAAUAUACAAAGAAAAGGUAAUGAGCAGGAAUACAGACAUCCCCAUGAGUUCAAGCAAGCUGUUGGAUCUACAAGGUCAAGGAACAGAAGAGUACUGCGCUCUAAUAGCUGCUGUAGUUUUAGUUUUUUCUAGUUUGGCCUUGACAUGAGCUCCUGACAGGUGUAGCCCAGCAGUGCUGUUGAUGGCACCAGCAAAUGUAGUAGAGUCAGGGCAAAAGUGAAAGGUGUAGAUUGGUGCUGACAGCAGGGCCGUUCAGUAACUAAUUGUGCAGUAUCCCUAAUACAGCCAAUAAAGCAGCCGAGGAUUGUGGCAGUACAACCAAAGCUCCGGAAGUUGGUGGGUAGGAGAGCGCUCUCUCCAACCUGUACCUCCGGUUUGGGUAAGAGGUAGCUAAACUGAUAGGGGAGGAUGGCUUCUUGGGUUUGGGCAGUCACUGGUAGUCUGACCUGUCAGAGCAGUACCACCAUGUUGGGCUAAACCACCAGCAUCAUACUAUAUAUGUGCCUGAAGCCAAUGGGAGCUGUGAGUGGUGGUGUGUGUGGCAGCCAGUCAUGCAUCUUCCUCCAGCUCUCACUACAUAUUUCAAGAAUGGACAUAAUAGCAUAUUAUAUUUUAGACUCCUGCCCCUGCAUUGCACUCUCUCCCUAGUGAUAGAAUCUGCUGUAGGUAUCACUUGCACUUUACAAAGUUGGUAGGAAUUCUCAGUAAUUUACAGACCUAAUUUUGCUUGAGUUGUUUACACCGAGUUUUUUAAUUGAACCUUUCAAAUCUGUAAUUUAAUUACAUUUCUUUAGGAAUAAACACAUCUUUUGCAACUAAUUGACCCCCAAAUAAUUGUUUCACUCAUCUUUAACUUUGUUUACUAGAAUUAUUUUACAUACAAU
Messenger RNA from Pseudophryne corroboree (corroboree frog), 4259 nucleotides. RefSeq names its product heparan sulfate glucosamine 3-O-sulfotransferase 3A1-like. Bases 648 to 1808 code for a protein of 386 amino acids. Gene Ontology annotation, molecular function: [heparan sulfate]-glucosamine 3-sulfotransferase activity. The transcript is spliced from 2 exons. The record is from RefSeq and is a predicted model, not a curated record. NCBI's taxonomy places the organism in Eukaryota, Metazoa, Chordata, Amphibia, Anura, Myobatrachidae.